Messenger RNA from Tripterygium wilfordii, 2025 nucleotides. RefSeq names its product omega-amidase, chloroplastic-like. Gene Ontology annotation, molecular function: omega-amidase activity. The transcript is spliced from 10 exons. The record is from RefSeq and is a predicted model, not a curated record. NCBI's taxonomy places the organism in Eukaryota, Viridiplantae, Streptophyta, Magnoliopsida, Celastrales, Celastraceae. Gene Ontology annotation, cellular component: mitochondrion. Gene Ontology annotation, biological process: oxaloacetate metabolic process; L-glutamine metabolic process. Bases 39 to 1142 code for a protein of 367 amino acids.
GUUUGACUCCCAGCGGGACUGUAGUCACAGCCCGUGAAAUGAAGGCAUUGUGGUCGCUGGUGAGUACCAAAAACCUCACCCUCCUUCGGACCUGCCUUUCUCGCUCCCUUUCACAUUCGAACCCCGUCACUAACCUACGCACCACCAUCAACGUCAAUAACAAGAAUUCUAGCAAAUUGAAUCAGAGGCUCCAAAUCCACGCGUCCUCUGCUGCGACAAUGGCGUCCUCCUUCAAUCCCGAGCAAGCCAGGGCACCUCCUGCCCUUCCGCUACCUAAUCCUCCGAUCACGAAGUUUAAAAUCGGGCUGUGCCAGUUGCUGGUGACAGCGGAUAAGGAGAGGAACAUUGAGUAUGCUCGCAAGGCAAUCGAGGAGGCUGCAGGAAAGGGGGCUCAGCUUGUUUUGUUGCCUGAAAUAUGGAACGGGCCCUACUCAAACGAUAGCUUCCCAGUUUAUGCUGAGGACAUUGAUGCUGGCGGGAAUGCAUCUCCAUCAACAGCCAUGUUGUCUGAAGUUGCCAGUUCUUUGAAGAUCACAAUUGUUGGUGGCUCUAUACCAGAACGUUGUGGGCAUCGGUUGUACAAUACUUGCUGCGUUUUUGGUCCUGAUAGAAAGUUGAAAGCAAAACACAGGAAGAUACAUCUUUUCGAUAUUGAUAUUCCUGGGAAGAUUACCUUUAUGGAAUCAAAGACUCUUACGGCAGGGGAAACUCCAACAAUCGUGGACACAGAAGUUGGAUGUAUUGGUAUAGGUAUUUGCUAUGACAUUCGGUUUCAGGAACUGGCAAUGAUAUAUGCAGCAAGAGGUGCUCACCUGCUAUGCUAUCCUGGGGCAUUCAACAUGACCACUGGGCCAUUGCAUUGGGAGUUAUUACAGAGGGCGAGGGCUGCAGAUAAUCAGUUAUAUGUGGCAACUUGUUCACCCGCUCGAGAUAUCAGUGCCGGUUAUAUAGCUUGGGGCCAUUCAAGUCUUGUUGGACCGUUCGGAGAAGUUCUCGCUACAACUGAACAUGAGCCGGAUAUUAUCAUAGCCGAGAUUGAUUAUUCGCAAUUGGAGCUUCGAAGGACUAGCCUUCCAUUAGUAAAGCAAAGACGAGGCGAUCUUUACCAGCUGGUGGAUGUCCAGAGAUUGAACCCCCUGUGAUUACUAGCUUCUGAAGCCCUGAGGGACUGCUUUAUCAAAAUCGUAUUGUUCUCUGUCUACAUAUUGCUCUGCUUGGGGAAACUACUGCAUUUGUAGUCAGAGAAUUUGAUUAUUGGAAUAAUUAACUAGAAGAUGAAACCCGUAAUUGCAGAAGCAUAGUCUGUUUUGCCGUUCAUUGAUAAAUUUUUAAUUGUGUUCUUGAUUUAAAGCCAAGUGUUUAACUAAAUCUUUUUUCUUUCAAUUGCAUGAGCAAUACAUACGGCGAGUAAUUCUGAAUAUUUGAGAUAUAGGAAGAGCAUGAUUUGCACGUGACGAACGAGGUGCCAGGUCAUGCAUUGCACGUGUGUGUACCGUCGCACAAAGAAAAUAAAGAAAGCUUAUCUUGCCAUGUCAGGGAGUGCUGAAUAAGAGAAGAAAAGGAGAAGAUGCCGAUGCCAAAUUACUUUUGUCUUUAUUGGGAUCCGCAUAACCACGAACACUCAUCUUUGAAACUCUCAUCCACGUCUGUCCACCGUCGGAUUGCUGUCGGUCUCACAUCCUACGGUUAUUAUAUAUGCAUGGAUCGCAGCAUUUUUUGAUAUUCUGGACUUGCUUACGUGGAAAAAUCUGUCAAGGCUGGCGAUGUGUAAGUCCGCCCAUGUCACGCGGUAGACUGCGGAGGAGGCAAGAUGUAUUUCUUCGUACUAGUUGUGUUCCCUAUGGAUUAGAUGGUGUUGAAAGCGGUGGAGACAAAGUAUACUUCAUAGAUAGGGGCAUAUGCCAAGAAGUGUUUGUUGAAUUCCCAUUACAGGGAAACAAUGUUACCUUUAAAUCAAGACCAUCGCCUUCAUGUAUUGUCAAUUUACACUUACUAUUAGUCUAUUACAUUGAAAUAAUUUUUCUC